AUGGCAUGGGGCUUGUGGACAAGGCCGAUUCGGCAAUUUCGUCAGGACAAGACGACCAAGUUGCCUAGAUGGGAGAAUGGUAGAAUGGAGUACAUGCUACACCCUACUACCCCUAGGUAUAGUAGCACAGGAGCUUGUCUCCAAGACACGCAAUUGCAUCGGCAAACCCCCUGUCGCAGCAUCUUGAUCCCGCCAUGGCCGGCCGAUGUUGCGCUACCGUACCUACAUAGGUAG
This is a messenger RNA of Plenodomus lingam JN3, 234 nucleotides long. NCBI's taxonomy places the organism in Eukaryota, Fungi, Ascomycota, Dothideomycetes, Pleosporales, Leptosphaeriaceae. The record is from RefSeq and is a predicted model, not a curated record.